CCUGCGGUGUGUGGACAGUGUGUGUGCCAGCGUGGGAAGCUCUGGGUCAGCCCCGUGCUCUCCAGGUACAGUGCUGCCCCUCCCCCACGCCUGCCCGCCCGAGCUGUUUAUUUGUUCUCAUCAGGGGACAGUGAGUGACAUUUAGGCUGCUAGAACCAUUUGGUUGUGACAGAGUGGACCUCCCCUCCCCUCCAGGGGAGCUUGGCACCCCAUGAGCAGAGAGGCUGGUACAAUGGCUUCCCUCCUCCUGGAGGCCAGCUGGUCUGGAUUCCUGGGACAGGGACAGGGCGGGGACAGGGCAGCUUGGUGGGUGUGUUGCCACUCCAUGUGGGGGUACUGAUCCCUGCAGCUCGGUCGGAUCCUGGCCCCUCUGGGGAAGGAACUUCCUGACUUUGGCUGCUGGGAUGCGCGGGGAGGGCUGGGCACGGUCAGGAUUUCAGCCGGUGCUACCUGGAAGAACCCCUACCGCUGGACACGCUGGACACGGGAGAGUGUCGCCUCUUCCCUGGGAGGUGAGCCAUAAGGCCGGCCUAGAAGCCUCCAUGCAAGAGCACAGAGAGAACUACCCUUGAGAGAGCAGUUCAAGGGACCCUGCCUCCCGCCGCCUCCGCCAUCCAUCCUGGGAAUGUCCCUGGUGAUCUUGGAGGGCCCGUGCUGUGUGAGAAAGAUGUAUGCGUAAACAGCAGAUGCGCAUGAGCCCGGGGGAUGCGUGUCCCUCCUGGGUGGCCGGGGCAUGGGAAGGGUUGGGCCUCUGGUUUCACCUCCAGGUCCAAGUCCCCUGAGUGAGACUGAGGACCGCGGCCCUCUGAAGGAGUCCCAUCCUCCCUUCCUCCCUGCCUGCCUCUCUCUCCCCUCCCCUCUGUCCCCUUCCUCAAUGCCUAGAAUAGAACUCACAGGAGGCUUCUGCACUCGCGUCUCAGUGACACCAUCAAACAACCCGUGUUGGGGAGCCUGCCUGCCUGCAGCAGGAGACCACCCUCAGCCGAGGCCAGAGACCACCACGAAUCCCACCUGGGGCCCAUCUUCCUGCAUUUCAAGAAAAUCCAGGAGUUCAAGGCAGAGACACCUGCUGGGUCCAGGUGCAGUUCUACUGCCAGCCACCGGCAGGGGUGGCCAGCCUACCACUGGACCUGGAGGACGUCACCCCUUGGCCAGCUGGACAGGAUCACUAUGGAGUGACCUGAGAAGUCUCCAGCUAAGCAGUCACUACCAGCUUCAAAAACACCCUCCUGCUGUCCAUGUGGUCAUUUUGGUAAUAGAUGUCAUUGAGAAGAGUGGGCACUUCAGUUAUGACCACGUGGGUAUCAGUUAUUGCCGCGGGAUACCGGUCUUGCGGGUCGUGUUGGCUAACUGGACAGCAGGUAGUUUUCCUGCUGACAGAAAUGCAAGUACUCACCCACCUGCUAACUCCCGGGCCUCCGAGGGAGCUGCCUUCUCCCCAGGGCCAGGGAACCUUGGUGGCUCUGUGUUUUGGGGAGCAGCAGCAUUGCCUGGGAACUUGCAGAAGGUGUGGAAUCUCGGGCCCCGCCCACCUGAGUCAGAAGCUGUGCUGGACACAGGUCACCACUCCCUCUGCCAAGGACACCUGCUCGGCCCAGGGAGUGGGGUGCUGUGUUGCAGGCAAGCCAUGGCUCUCAGAUGGGCAGAUACCAACAGUGAGUGCCAGGGGCUGAUGGGCAGCCAGAAGAGAGCCCAGGAGUAGGUCCCAGGGACCCUGACGCUUAAGGGUCUGGUGAGGAAACAUGGCCCUGCAGGGGGUACAGGAUGUGGGGAGCAGCCAGACCACCCUUACUCUCAGACCUUCUGUGGCUCAUUCGGACUUGGAAGCUCUGGGUGGACAAGGGUGGAUCCUUCACAUUCUGUUAUAUCCCCAGAAAUAGGCAUAUAACGGGCACAGGUGCUGUCACUGAAGAGCUGGCAGCUGACAAGGGAUGAAGGGGUAAAUACCGAGCUGUCCACCAUGACAGGCUGGCAACAGGGCCAGCCUGAACCUCCAUCACGUGGGCCUAGCACCCGCACCCAGGAGACUCGGCCACUCCAUCUCGAAUCUCAGCGGAAACAGACGGGGAGGGCGUUCCAGGUGUGGCCAGCUGUGACAACGAGACCCCCCAAGGCCAGCCCCCCCCCCACGUCCCGCACCUCUGCCUUGGGGACCCGCCUGUUUUGCAUGGUGCUUUCCCCUUGUUUGAAAACCAUUUUUAUCUUGGAUCAAAGAGACACAGUUGGCGCUCCUGUGUCAACGCAGAUACGAGCGUCCCCUGGGUCCCGGCUCAUCACUGGAGCCAUGAACCAGGUUGAGUUAAAAAAAAGCAAAAUGUGUCCAGCUUGAUAGCUGGCUGGCGGGCCGUGGAAAAGGCCGAAAAUAAACACUGCAGGCCGAUGACUUCCGUAC
Marmota monax (woodchuck) is the source of this 2392-nucleotide messenger RNA. RefSeq lists its product as uncharacterized. NCBI's taxonomy places the organism in Eukaryota, Metazoa, Chordata, Mammalia, Rodentia, Sciuridae. Bases 734 to 1702 code for a protein of 322 amino acids. The record is from RefSeq and is a predicted model, not a curated record. The transcript has 2 exons.